AUGAUACAAUCUGCCCCGACUAAAAUACUCAUAGGAAUCUCAUUCGAUCAAGAACGGAGCAUGGAGCUUCUGUCAUCUGCAAUCUGUAAUUUGGCUCGUCCGAACGACACUGUCGUAGCCCUGCAUGUUCUUGUGGCGCAAACAACGAAGAAACACACAGACAAAAGGGGUGUUUCGAAAUCCAUCAACAGAUAUCGAACGCGAAUAAGGAAAGCAAAAGCUUUUGUUAUAUCUGUCACGGGGGAAUUCGCAAACGUUUGCCGUGCCAAACAAGUGAAGUUGGAGGCAAGAGUUGGGUUUAGCUCUAGUGUUGGGAAAGGACUUGUUGAAGAAGCCAAAAAUAUGUCAUCUAGGUAUCUUCUCAUUUCAAGCAAAAGCAACGACUCAAAUCGUUUUGCUUUCAUGAUUAGGGUCCAUCAAACACAAAAAUACUGCCUUGAUAAUUCACCCAAAUCAUGCUCGAUAGUUUUGGUUCAGAAAUCGGAUAUGAAAAAACAAGAUUUUCAUUCUGGCAACAUCAACGAAGAAGAUUUCUCAAACAAGAAGAGUGAGCAGCGUUCGCCUAGAAACGUGCUGGAUUUAUCUGAACGCGACUAUCAUAGCACAGAAGAAGACAGUUCUAGCUUUGAGGGAUCAAGCAUAAUGGAAUCACCUCCGCCUCUGGUGGCUCGGAAGUCAAAAGGGCAAUCUUCUUUCAGAAAGCAUAUAUCAUCGUUGAAACGCAUUUCAUCUUUCUUACGCUCUCCAUUUGAACCAGACACUAGGAAAGCGGACAUGAAGCUUCCAAUCAAAGAACAACAACAAACUUUGUUGAAGUGCUUGAGUUACGAAGAGCUCGCCAAAGCAACAAAUAAUUUCCAUCCAGAUAAUAUAGUCGGGAUCGGAGGCUACUCGGAGGUGUACAAAGGUGAUCUAGAAAAUGGACAAGUCAUUGCGGUGAAAAAGCUUGCCAAGGACAACAAAGAUCAAAAUAAGGAGAAAGAGUUCCUAAUGGAGUUAGGCAUUCUUGGACAUAUUAACCAUCCCAACACUGCGAGCUUAGUAGGUUGCUGUGUUGAAAAUGGACUCUAUCUCAUCUUUAACUACUACCCUAACGGAACUCUCUCCUCGGCGCUACAUGGAAAAACCGGCAAGCAUAUCGAGUGGCCUGAAAGAUAUAAAAUUGCUGUUGGGAUUGCUAGAGGUUUACAUUAUCUUCACACAUGUUGCAAGCAUCGGAUUAUACACCGUGAUAUAAAAGCAUCAAAUGUUCUUCUAGGUCCAGAUUUCGAACCCCAGAUUUCAGACUUUGGUCUGGCCAAAUGGCUUCCCAGCAAAUGGACACACCAUGCCGUAAUUCCCAUUGAAGGGACUUUCGGAUACUUAGCUCCAGAAUACUUUAUGCACGGGAUUGUUGAUGAAAAAACAGAUGUUUUUGCUUUUGGAGUUCUUCUUUUGGAGAUAAUAACAGGCCGAAUGCCUGUCGAUUCAGACAAACAGAACCUUGUGUUGUGGGCGAAGCCACUUAUGGACUCUAGAGACAUCUGCCGACUAAUUGAUCCUGAUCUAGAAGGUGAAUACGACUCCGAUCAACUGUAUAGACUAGUACUCACAUCUUCAUAUUGUGUACAACAAUCUUCUGAUUGGCGACCUUCCAUGACCGAGGUGUUGGAAGUUCUACAACAUGGAGAUGACUCAGAAUUUGCAAAGAGUUGGAGAAUACCAGAAUUUACACAAGAGGAGAAUGAAAUGGAUGAUUAUUCCAUGAUUUUUGGGUACGACGUUCCAUCGGAUAUAAGUUUAGACGACAUUUAG
Messenger RNA from Cynara cardunculus var. scolymus (artichoke), 1794 nucleotides. RefSeq names its product probable receptor-like serine/threonine-protein kinase At5g57670. The record is from RefSeq and is a predicted model, not a curated record. Gene Ontology annotation, molecular function: protein kinase activity; ATP binding. NCBI's taxonomy places the organism in Eukaryota, Viridiplantae, Streptophyta, Magnoliopsida, Asterales, Asteraceae. The transcript is spliced from 10 exons. The coding region runs from base 1 to 1794 and encodes 597 amino acids. Gene Ontology annotation, biological process: protein phosphorylation.